Messenger RNA from Pieris macdunnoughi, 471 nucleotides. Lineage: Eukaryota; Metazoa; Arthropoda; Insecta; Lepidoptera; Pieridae. The record is from the annotation of a GenBank genome assembly.
AUGGGGUCGAUUGUGUUAAAAAGUUUAUCUAUUCUUCUGGGAUUGUUCUUUAUAUUUAUGGGUAUUACCAAGAUUUCUCCAUUUAUUUCAAAGGAAUUGCACAAGGAAUUGCGAAAGGAGUACGUUAGAUAUGCGAAAGUGUUUCCGUUGAGUGAGAUGCUGGAUUUUAAAGUUCCGUCCAAAUGGUACCGACGGACUAUCGGGGGAUGUGAAAUACUUUUUGGAAUAAUUCUCGCUCUUAUACCACAUCAGAGGAUAAAAAACGCGGCAAACAUUGGUCUAAUUCUACUGAUGGUGCUGGCGACGUACUCGCACGUGGCCAUCAGCGACCCCUUCGACCGAUCCGCACCCACCAUCGUCUUCUUCUUCAUGCUUUGCGGGAGACUGGUCGUUUGGUAUCAGACCCAUCGCCGAGAGAUGCUGGAGAAGUUAGCAGCGACACAAAACGGCAACGGUCUUAAGAGAGAUUGA